AUGCUUCCUUCGCACGUGGGUCGCUUCGCCGCGACGUGCGUGGCGCGCGCGCCGCCGCUGCGCCUCGCCAUUGUCGGCGCAGGCCCGAGCGGCUUUUAUGCAGCGGCACGCGUCCUGCAGAAGUUUGACGGAGGGCACGGCACCGGCGCCGGUGGCGUCGAGGUGCACAUGUAUGAGCGACUGCCGACACCGUUUGGCCUCGUGCGCUACGGCGUCGCGCCCGACCACCCCGAGGUCCGCAAUGUGGAGCACAAGUUUGACCAAGUCGCGCGUGAUCCGCGCUUUACGUUCCUGGGCAACGUGCGUGUGACAGCCGACGAUGCGCCGCGGAGCCCGCCCACCGAGCACGUAUCGCUGCGUGAGCUCGCGCCGUACUACACGCAUAUCCUUUUCUCCUACGGCGCGAGCGAUGCGCGCGCGCUGCACGUGCCCGGGAGCAGUGGCGAGCUGGACCGCGUGUACAGUGCGCUCGACUUUGUGCAGUGGUACAAUGGCCACCCCGACGCCCACGCUGCAGGCGCGCGUCUGAACGCAGUCGACGGCAGACGCAUUCACGACGUCGCUGUCGUAGGUGCAGGCAACGUGGCGCUCGACGUCGCGCGCAUCCUGCUGCGCCAGUGCCGCGCCGCGCCGCCGGCGCAGCGGCUCGCAGAUACGGAUGUGCCGCAGACAGUGCUGGAGCGCCUGCGCACGUGGGAUGUGAGGCAUGUCGGCCUGUUCGUUCGUCGUGGUGCGGCAGAGCUGGCAUUUACGAACAAGGAGCUGCGCGAGAUGCUCGCGCUGCCCCAUGUCGCGCUCCAGCCGCUGGAUCCGGCGGUGCUGGAUACGGCUUUAGCGCACGUCGCACAGAGCACCGACGCAGGUACCAAGCGUGCGAAGACGCGCCUCCUGCAGCAGCUGAAGAAAGGCAGCCGGUGUGCCUACUCGCCAUCGCAUGUGCCAACAUGGGGCGUGCAUCUUCACCGCGCGCCACGCGCCUUUACGGGCGACGGCGGCGUGGCGCAGGCGCACUGGGACGUGACAGAGGUGGUGGAUGGGCGCGCGCAGACCACCGGCGCUACGGAGACGACACAGACUGACCUUGUUGUCGCAAGCGUCGGCUACCGAUCGCGCCCGCUGGAUGGCUCGCCUGGCGCGCUGCCAUUUGACACGCAGCGCCACAGGGUCCCGAACGAGCAGCACCGCGUCGUGGCGGCGCAGUCGGUGGUGCCGGGUAUGUAUGUAUCUGGCUGGCUCGCGACAGGGCCCGUCGGCGUGAUUGCCUCGACGAUGAUGGACGCGUUCGCCGCAGCCGAUACGAUUCUGGCCGACUGGGCCGUGGGACGCCGCACGCUGUGUGCAUCCGCAGGACAGGCCGAGCCGCUGGGCGGCGAGCCCGAGGCGCUGGCCGGGCGGCGCGUUGUGCGGUACGACGACUGGCGCCAGAUCGAUGCCGCGGAGCGCGCGCGUGGCGCGCAGCUAGGCAAGUGCCGCGAAAAGUUCCUGUCAGUCGAGGCGAUGCUCGACGUGGUAUCCUAG
This is a messenger RNA of Malassezia sympodialis ATCC 42132, 1518 nucleotides long. RefSeq names its product NADPH-adrenodoxin reductase (gene ARH1). Lineage: Eukaryota; Fungi; Basidiomycota; Malasseziomycetes; Malasseziales; Malasseziaceae. Gene Ontology annotation, molecular function: oxidoreductase activity. The record is from RefSeq and is a predicted model, not a curated record.